Messenger RNA from Chaetura pelagica (chimney swift), 1680 nucleotides. It is a transcript of the gene SH3BP1, whose product is annotated as SH3-domain binding protein 1. Gene Ontology annotation, cellular component: cytoplasm; cytosol; intracellular anatomical structure. NCBI's taxonomy places the organism in Eukaryota, Metazoa, Chordata, Aves, Apodiformes, Apodidae. Gene Ontology annotation, molecular function: protein binding; GTPase activator activity. The record is from RefSeq and is a predicted model, not a curated record. Gene Ontology annotation, biological process: regulation of Rac protein signal transduction; regulation of actin cytoskeleton organization; positive regulation of GTPase activity. The coding region runs from base 1 to 1680 and encodes 559 amino acids. The transcript has 18 exons.
AUGAUGAAGAGGCAGUUUAAUCGGAUGCGGCAGCAGCUGUCCCAUCCCAACAGCACCAGCCGGGAAGGACUUCUCUGCCACCCAGCCCAAGAAGCAACCGAGCUCCUGCCGGAAGAUUUGCUGCAGAUCGAGCAGAGGAUCGAGCCAGCCAAGCGAGCAGCUCACAGCGUCUCCAAGAGGCUCCACGCCUGCCUGCAGGGGCAGUGCGGUUCCGAGAUGGACAAGCGAGUGAAGAAGAUGCCCUUGAUGGCUCUGUCCACAGCAAUGGCUGAGAGCUUCAAGGAACUGGACACAGAAUCUAGCCUUGGGAAAGCCCUGGAGAUGGCCUGCUGCAUACAGAGCUCACUGGCCAAAAUCCUGGCUGAGUUUGAGAUCACCCUGGAGCACGAUGUCCUGCAGCCACUCAACAAGCUCAGCGAAGAAGAGCUUCCCAUCGUCCUGAAGCGUAAGAAGACCCUCCAGAAGUUGAUCUCUGACUGGAACACCAUCAAGAGCCGGCUGAACCAAGCUGCCAAGAGCACCAGUAACAGCUCUGGUCCUGGCGCUGGCCCUGGGGCAUCUGCUGCUGCCAACAAACUGGAGACCUUGAAGGAAGAGGAGGAGGAGGUGAAAAGGAAGGUGGAGCAGUGCAAGGAUGAGUACAUGGCUGACCUCUACCACUUCUCUACCAAAGAGGACAGCUACGCCAGCUACUUCAUCAGACUGCUGGAAAUCCAAGCCCAGUACCACCGACAGUCCCUGGAAUCGCUGGACUCAGCUCUGGCAGAGCUGAAGGAAUGCCACAGCCAGACAGAGCCCUCCUUUACCCCAGUGGUGGGGUACUAUGGUGUGCCCUUAGAAACACACCUCAAGAGCUUGGGAAGGGAGAUUGCGCUGCCCAUCGAAGCCUGUGUCAUGAUGCUGCUGGCCUCUGGCAUGAGGGAGGAGGGACUCUUCAGGCUGGCAGCCGGUGCCUCGGUGCUGAGGAAGUUAAAGAGCAGCUUGGCGAGUGGCUGCAAUGCCCUAGAGGAGUUUUACUCAGACCCCCACGCCGUGGCUGGUGCGCUGAAAUCCUACCUGCGGGAGCUGCCCCAGCCUUUGAUGACCUUCGAGCUCUAUAAUGAGUGGGUGAAAGUGGCCAGCCUGAAGGACGCUGACGGCCGCGUGCGGAGCUUACUGCCCCACGCCUUCCAUUUAUCCCACAGGUAUCUGAUCAAGUUUUUAGCCAAGCUGGCCGAACACCAGGAGCUGAAUAAAAUGACCCCCAGCAACAUCGCCAUCGUGCUGGGCCCCAACCUGCUGUGGACCCAGCAGAGCAAUGAAGACCCUGUGCAACUGGACUUGGCCUCGGUCUCCUCCAUCCAGGUGGUGGGUGUGGUGGAAGCCCUCAUCCAGAACGCAGACACCCUCUUCCCUGGAGAGGUAGAUUUCAACGUCUCGGGCAUAUUCACUCCUCCCGUAAACAUCCGCCUCGGCGAAGCUGCCCCAAAGGAAGAGCUGUGCCCAAAUUCCCCUCUGGCUGGCACCCCUGCUCUCCAGGAUGGAGAGACCACCUUGAGGGCCCCCAAGGCCAGGUCCCCGCCAGCAUCCCCUGCGGUGACCAGAUCAUCUCCGGAAGCCACAGGGCCACCAGCUCUGCAGACGACCGAUGACACGGCCCGCACAGGAGAGAGUGCUGGGGAUGUCCCUGCCACCAAGUGA